Molecule: messenger RNA, 1427 nt
Organism: Lucilia sericata (common green bottle fly)
Lineage: Eukaryota; Metazoa; Arthropoda; Insecta; Diptera; Calliphoridae
Product: von Willebrand factor D and EGF domain-containing protein
Source: RefSeq, a predicted model, not a curated record
AAAAUAAAUUUAUUUCAACUUAGUUUUUGUUAGACUUUUAAGGAAUUGAGACGUUAACACUCCCUAAAUUAUUAAGUUAAGUCAGUUUUAUUUUAAUAUAUUUGAUGAUCAUGAAGUCAUUUCUAGUUGUGACAACAAUCUUAAUGUUGUUCUAUGGCUGCCAGGGCCAAUAUAAAAAUACCGGCAUUAAGACACGUUAUCCGGCGCCCAGUUCUGGAAAUUUAAUUUUGGGCAAUGCCACUGAACAUAAUGAGACCAAUCAUUAUGUUUAUAGUCAACAGCAUUUUGAAAACCCUCAACCACAGCACAAUACCUACGAUCGUUAUAAUGGCAAUUUUAGGCCGGCAGAAUAUUACCCAGGUGGAGCUGCAGUACCCACCAUGACUAGACAGCCGGUAGUUUUAGACGCCACAGCGGAGUUUAUUAACAAAACCAGAUCAGCCAUGGCUUCGGGUAUUUGCUAUACAGAAGUACCUUCUAGUUCAGUUCUAGUCAGUUCUAGAUCAUCCAUGGCUCCUGGCAUUGUACCCGUUGGUAAUGGCACCAAACCAGAAAUGAGUAAAAUUCAGGUUUGCUGCGAAGGCUACGAACGUAAUCCUCAUGUCUUCAAACGUUGCGAUCCCAUCUGUGACGAUGAUUGUCCCAAUGGCAUUUGUACCGCUCCCAAUACCUGUGUCUGCAUGCCUGGUCAUGUGCGUAACGAAGAUAAUAAGUGUAUUACCACCUGCCCCAUAGGCUGUGGUAAUGGCGUAUGUGGUGAUAAUAAUGAAUGCAGAUGUAAACCUGGUUAUACUCUAGAACCGGUGCAACAAAAGUACUGUGUACCUCUGUGUGAACCCGCUUGUCAAUUCGGUAAAUGUGUGGCUCCCAAUAAGUGUGCCUGCCAGAAUGGUUAUCGUCUCACGGCUAUCGGAGUAUGUGAACCACAUUGUGAGAAUUGUGAUAAUGGUAAAUGUACCUCACCGGGUUAUUGUAGCUGUAAUACUGGCUACAUUAAAGUCGGUGCUGUAUGUGAGCCAGUGUGUGCUCGGUAAGGACGUUGCAUCGCCCCAGAUACCUGCUCUUGUGAACAAGGUUAUGAAUAUCACACCGGCACUAAGUGUGUGCCCCACUGCGAUGUACCCUGUUUGAAUGGUGUGUGCGGAGGCAAUAAUCAAUGUGUCUGUAAUUCCGGUUAUGUACCCGAUGUACAGCCCAAUAUGUGUAAACCCCAUUGCCCUCUAGGUUGCCCUAAUGGUUUUUGUACCUCACCUAAUUUCUGCAUUUGCAAACCAGGUUUCAUCAAGACCGGUAUCAAGGGACGUCAAUCGUGCACUCCCGUUUAAAUUGAUUAAGUUGUGAUUUAUUGUUAAAUAAUAAUGGAAAUUAUUGUAUCAGCUUAACGAAAUAAAUAAAGUGCUGUGUUUUUAAAAUGUUUUAAUUUUAAA